Lytechinus variegatus (green sea urchin) is the source of this 4043-nucleotide messenger RNA. RefSeq lists its product as uncharacterized. NCBI's taxonomy places the organism in Eukaryota, Metazoa, Echinodermata, Echinoidea, Temnopleuroida, Toxopneustidae. Gene Ontology annotation, cellular component: membrane. The transcript is spliced from 4 exons. Bases 753 to 1565 code for a protein of 270 amino acids. The record is from RefSeq and is a predicted model, not a curated record.
AUGUAUUGUGCAUUUCAUGGCUACUGAACGCCCCGAGCGAGCUGAAGGCUUUCUGUUCAGGAAUUACAUUCUUUCUACAGAAGGAAAGUCGGCCACACUCUAUCAACAGCGCGAAAUUGGCAGUAUAUUGAUGGAUAUUAUCGUUUAUGAAUUACUCUUUUUAUCGGAAUGCAGCACGUUUAACAUGUGAACCCGUGGUACUAGGCAACAUAAUACCGAUAGAUUUCACGACCAGUUAUACAUCAUAAUAAUGUUCCAUUCCUUUGCCGUUCAGAAUAUCGUGGUGGAGUGCCUAGAUCGCAAGCUGUGUGCAAGGAUGUACUCAUGUGCAGCAUUUGUAGCAUGAAAUAUUGCCGAAUUGUAAUACUAAUUUGGUCUCAUAAUAACCGAGGGAAACCGAUGCAGCUAGCAGAAGCUACCAAUACUCAGCUCCUAAGAACCCUGAAGAACAGACAUUUACAUGAUUUAGCGCUGUAAAUCGUCCUCGUUCUUCACACAGCAAAGUAUCAGUAGCAGACGAAUGCUGAGUCCACAUGAACAGACGUGUGUAAACAUCCCUACUCAUCGCCAUGCAACGGUUAUUUGACAAUGGAUGCAUCAUAUUAUGAUACAACCUCUGGAUAUUUUAAGCCAUAAACACAUUAUGAUUACAAUUCUUUUCAUUGCGACAUACCCCCAGCAUUGAAUCUCAAGCAUGGCAUCGUCCAAACACUCAGGGAGGAGAGGUAGUUCCGCCAUCGUAUGAAGAGACAAUGGAGGAAUUAGCUCGGAGGAGGAGUGGCGAACACCCCAAACACGACCCGACAUCACCAGGACAAGGCGUGUACAGGAAAAGAACCGACGUCGAUGAUGUCGGUUACGAUGAAGCUGGAACGACCCCGCAAUACCAGUCAGACCAACCCGCUACCAUCUCACACACAACAGUCAAACCGAACUACAAACAGCAUGACGCAAAUCUCAUGCCCCAAACCUCGACAGCCACCUCCCCAUCACCCGAACCUCCCCGAGGAUCCCCGAAGAAAAGCCGAUUUAAGAAACUGAUUUCCCGAUCAACGUCGAAACGGGAUCCGAACACUUACACUUACGAGAACCAACAGAGCGUUGAUUACUGGUCGUCGAUAGAACCGGUUACGAUUGAUCCUAAUAUUGAACCUAUCCUCGUACGACCGAUGGUAACACGGAUUGGACCGGACGGAAGGACAUACUUAAGAGAUACCAGUAUAGUUGUCGUUCAGCCCGAAGAUCACGAAACUCCGAACACCCAGAAGGUAAUUGAGAGACCAAUUCGACCCAAUGACUAUAUGUGGUACUCCUUCGUGGGCAUGGCCUUUUGUUUCUUCUUUGGAAUUUUCUCUUUGAUACGAUCUAAAGAGGUUCCCGUCAAAUUCGAAGCAGGUGAUUACGAAGGAGCGGAAAAGUCUUCAACUUCUGCGCGGAAUUGGGGCACCCUCGCGCUCAUCAGCGGCGCCGUUAUCAUCAUCGUCUUCCUCUUCCUUCUAUUCGUGAGUCCUUGCCCUCUCACAAGAACAUUGCAGUUUCAGGGAAUAUGCCCUGAGGGCGUAUGAUGAAGUGAACUCGAUGAAGUUUCUGAUCUUCGAUGACAGGUUACAAUAAUCAUGCGCCUUAGCAAUAUAGAAUUAUGGAUUCUUUGAACCGUUGAAGCGUUGUGACUCGGCUAUCUUCUUCUCCUGCCUGUACAAUGUAUUCCGAAGGUAUAAUGGUGGAAGAGGUAAUGGUCACUCGCGAUUAAUUUUUAUGCAUUGGAAACUCACGAAAAAAAAUCGCUAUGAGAAUCAUUUUGUUUCAGUACCUUCUUCACCCAACGAAAAAAAAAAACGAUUGAUCAAAACACAGAGGCGGGAGGGUGUUAGUCUGAAUGUGCAGCCUACUCAUGCCUUGUGUACUGAAGGCUCUCCCGCGAAGGGAGCAUCAAGUUUUGUAUGUGCUAGUCCUUGCAUGGAGACACACUUGUUGAUCAAAGUUCUAAUCAGGGUCUGUGCCUGCAGACUAGGAGGGUGUGCUGGUGAAUUUUGUCUGACCAAAAUGUGUUCGAAGAAUCUACCACAAUUGUGGUUGAUUUUUGAAAUUUUUUUAAAGUGGGAUACAAUUUUGAUCAACAUGUUUUUUUGCAACCAAUUUCUAUUCAAAAUAUAUGAUGGUAUUAAAUGAGAAAAAUAGAAAACCAUAUAGUAAAUAUAGUGAAAAAGCUUUUUUUUUAUUUUUUUUUUAUUUUUUAGUAAGCUUGAUAUAAUCUAUCCAUCAAGUUUAUACUAUGUACCCAAUACUAUGUACCCAAUAAUUGUAAUGAAAUUUCAAUUGUAUUGUAUUUAUGAACAUCUUUAUUGUACGGCAAUUGUGAGCACACAUUGAACUAAACGAAAAAAGAAAUACUGAAAUUUAUUCUUUAUUAUAUAGUGGUGUUAAAACUUCCGCCUUUAAACGUCGAAAAUCUCCUUCAGACAAGACUUGAUAGGUCAAUAUAUUUUAAGAUGAAGGGUAGACAAUAAAUAAUGUAGAUAACUUCUACCAAGUUAUAUUUCUCACAACAUUUUUGUCAAAAGGUUACGCCAUUUUAUGUGGCGAAUAGUGUUUUUUCCUGUUUGCUUAUAUUCUUAUAUUCUAACAAAUGCCAUCCUUUGCUGCUGAUAAUGAAAAUAAAAUUAAUUCAAAGUAAUCUUUAUGAGAAUAUCAUGCGUUGCGUGGAUUAAUGUGCCAAAAGUGUUCUUUUAUUCUAGGCCCUCACUUAUUUAACGUGUAUACCAUGCAACUUCAUGAUGUGAUUAAAAGACAUAAUAUCAGCUAUCAUAUGUACGCUGAUGAUUUACAAUUGUACUUUUCAUGUUCUCCAAUACAAGAGCACUUUGAUAAUGUAUUAAGGAUCUCGAGGAUUGCAUCUCAGAUACACGGAAGUGGAUGAAUGAUUGUUUUCUUAACUCAAUGAUGAUAAAACCGAAUUUCUAAUGUUAGGCUCUAGACAACAAGUAGCAUAUCAGUCAUAUACUGGUCGACUCAGCUCAUAUUUUCCUUCUGAAAAGGCAAGAAAUCUUGGUGUUAUUUUGAAUUCUACCAUGACUCUUGAUAUUCAUAUCUCUAAUAUUGUUAAGUCUGCUAAUUAUAAUCUCCGGAACAUCCGUGCAAUAAGAAAUUAUUUAACCCCCAAAACGACUGAACAGUUGAUACAUGCUUUUUUAACCUCUUCAUAAUUUAACUCCUUUUUGGCCUUCCAAAGUAUCAAAUUCGCAGAUUACAGAAAAUUCAAAACAUGGCCGCCCGACCAUGCCGACUUGUCACAAAAUCUGAACGUUCUACCCCCACUACCAAACUACUUAAAAACCUUCACUGGCUUCCCGUCGAACAACGCAUUAAAUAUAAGAUACUGCUUUUAACCUACCGUUCACUUCACAACCUUGCCCCUUCAAAUAUUUCCUCUCUCUUUCAUUCCUCUUCUACUACUCGUACUGGUCUUCGCUCAUCUAAUUCUAUCAAACUAAAAGAACCCAGAACAAAGAGGACAUGGGGUGACAGAGCAUUCUUUGCUGCUGCACCCGUCUCUGGAACUCACUUCCCCACACUGUUCAAAUUUCAUCCUCUCUUCAGUCAUUCCAAACAAACUUGAAAACCUAUCUUAUGUCUCAUAACGUCCAAUAAUACCCUAAUAACUCACCCCCCCCCCUCUCCUUAUGAAUUUGAGCAUAUUUUUUUUGUUAAUAUAUGAUUUUAUAUUUUUCCAAUUUACUGUUUAUAUUUUAAUUAUGAUGAAUUGUCAGGCGCCUUGAGCAUUCUUCGGAGUGGAUAUGUGCGCAUUAGAAAUAUGGUGGUUAUUAUUAUUAUGCAUAUGGUCAACGAUAUUAUGUGCUUUUUUAAGUUAGAGGCAUGUAUUUCGCCAUUUUGCAGAUCGAUGAUUUCGAAAAACAAACCCCUAUCUUAAGUAAUCGUGAUAAUAAUGUAAACUUGAUUUUCAAUUCUCAGUUAUACAUAUAUUGAGGUUUAUGCAGUCAUUUUAUAAUUUCAUUUGUUUAUUUAGAGAAUAAAAACUUUUCACA